AUGCAAAAUAUUUCUGCGGAUAUGAUACCAAUCUGUGCUUCAGACAGAUUCCGUCCUGCCUCAGACUCGGAGAUAGCCGCUCGAAAGGUAAAUCACGAUUCACGAGCAUCACAUGAUCCUGCAUAUGAGCAGUGGAUUCAGGCAGCUUUGCAGGGUGUCACAAAUAAGAUCUACAAGACCAUCAAAGAAGCUGCAUUGGCUCCCAAUGGUUUAUUAGGGUUUGCGUGUGAUAGGUCACGAGGUUGGGCGUUAGGUGUUGGGCUUGAGCAUUGGGUGUUCAACUUUGAGCUCCCCUAUUGCUUUGUGACAAAGCACGACUUCAUUAUAGAGGCAGGUCUAAGUUUUGCAAGGUGGAAAGCUUCUGAAUAA
This is a messenger RNA of Suillus fuscotomentosus, 369 nucleotides long. RefSeq lists its product as uncharacterized. The record is from RefSeq and is a predicted model, not a curated record. NCBI's taxonomy places the organism in Eukaryota, Fungi, Basidiomycota, Agaricomycetes, Boletales, Suillaceae. The coding region runs from base 1 to 369 and encodes 122 amino acids. The transcript has 4 exons.